GCACAAUGGUUUUCAGGAUAGAGAGAAAAGGAAUCCAGUCAUUAAUUGCAAUUAUCACUUUGACACUGAUUGGGGAUAUAACCGCAUGUGAAAGAACUCUACUAAGAACUAGAAGGAUAUCCAGUUUCGAUAAGGAGCUAAUAUUAGAUUUGCACAAUGCCAUGAGACAAUCCAUCGCCCUUGGUCAAAUUGGGGGGCAACCCCCUGCGUCCAAUAUGAUGGAAAUGAAAUGGGAUGAGGAACUUGCCAGCAAAGCUCAGAAAUGGGCUAGCUCUUGUAACUCGGAAAUACAUGACCAACAGAGGAAUGUGCCAAGAUUUACAGUUGGUCAGAAUAUAGCAACGACCUGGACAACAAAACCCCCUUCAAGCGCCUACGAUACAGAGCCCGACUUCGCAGACGCAAUUGGUAAAUGGUUCAACGAAUUCAAAUACUUCAGUUUUGGUGGGAUUGGACGGGGCAGUACGGGACAUUACACACAGAUGAUAUGGGCAGACACCAAUUUAGUAGGAUGUGGAUAUGCCUAUUAUUAUGACGCCUCUAAAGGAUACACCAAGAAGUAUGUCUGCAACUACGGACCUGGAGGAAACGUAUUAGGUCGUACCCCGUACAAUAAAGGAAAUCCAAAUUGCAUGGAAAACGGUUUGACCGAAUCAAGAAGAUUUUCAGGGCUAUGUGAAAAAUCUACUAGGAGCUCAUUCUACUUCGGUAUUUCCAACUAUAUUGGUCGGAAAUGAAAUAACAGCUUUCAGUCUGCGGUUACAUAAUUCUUAACCUGUAUACUUAAAUUAAUUUAUUGUGUCUAUAUUAGUAAUUAGUACAUUUAAAAAUUUAGGAAGUGAUAAA
Leptinotarsa decemlineata (Colorado potato beetle) is the source of this 846-nucleotide messenger RNA. RefSeq names its product venom allergen 5 2. The record is from RefSeq and is a predicted model, not a curated record. NCBI's taxonomy places the organism in Eukaryota, Metazoa, Arthropoda, Insecta, Coleoptera, Chrysomelidae. Gene Ontology annotation, cellular component: extracellular region.